AUGGAUUCACUCUUCUCGGCAGUGAGGUUUCAUCCUAUUAAGAUGACUUCAAUUUUAUAUUGGGGGUGCCUCAAUUUUCUCUUGCGGUCGGAGGAUCUUACUACUACGGCAAUAACAAUACGAAGUCCUUCAUCUUUGAGUAUAUCAAGAUCAUCAGCAACCUCUUCAAUACAUACGAAAGACACAAAGGUGAAGAGAACUUUAUAUCUCCAAACAAUGGGACUUCUACAACCAUUCAUAGGGCAUUCGCUCUUGAUUUUUAUCACGACACUCCUGGUGUAUCAGGUCACAUUGGUGGUUUAUCGACUUUACUUUAGCCCUUUGGCUAAGUUUCCAGGUCCUAAGUUGGCAGCGGCAAGUCUUUGGUACGAGUUCUACUAUGAUGUUUGGUGUGAUGGACAAUUUACGUUCAAAAUCAGAGAGUUGCACAAGGUUUACGGUCCCAUCAUCCGUAUCUCUCCCCAUCAACUCCACGUCUACGAUCCCGCUUUCUAUGAAGAGUUGUAUUCCCAACACAAAGUCCGUCACAAGUAUUCCUACUUCCUCGAUCGUUUCCAACUUCCCGGCUCAGCUUUCGGAAGUGUAGAUCAUAAACUUCAUCGAGAACGACGCGCUGCUCUCAAUAAAUAUCUCUCAAAGCAAACUAUUAAGAAAUUGGAACCUAUGUUACUUGAUAUGCUUGACAAAUUAUGUGGAAGAAUUGAAGAAUUUAGGGAAAAGGGUGAGGAGUUGGACAUGAGGAUUGUUUAUCAGUGUUUUAUUACUGAUGUUAUUACUUUGUACGCACUAAAUCGUUCCUGGAAUCAUCUUGAUUCUCCCAAUUUCUCACCCCUCUGGGUCGAAACCAUAGCCGAAACCGUCAAAUUAGGCCACCUCCUAACACAAUUUCCUAUCCUCCUACCUAUUUCUCUCGGACUUCCCAGAUGGUUUUUAAAGAUCACCAAACCUGGUUUUGCUAUGCUCAUGGAUUUUCGCAAGGCAAUUGAGGUAGACACCAGAAACAUCCUCGAUGGUAACUACAAAUUUGAUCCCGAUAAAGGUAAUGGAAUUGAAGGAACAAUCGUUCAUGCAAUUCUUGAAUCAGAUGAAAUUCCUCCUUCGGAAAAGGAGUUUCAAAGAUUAUUUGAAGAAGCAUUUACACUAAUUGGAGCUGGGAGCGACACGGUAUCGAACAUGUUGACUAACACACAUUUCCAUCUUCUCGAUAAUCCACAACAUCUAAAGACUUUGAGAGGGGAAUUAAAAUCAGUUAUGCAGGAUCGAUACGCAAGAGCUUGUCUGAAAGAUCUUGAAGGCCUUCCAUUUUUAAACGCUGUUACUAACGAAGGUUUGAGACUUUCUUAUGGUAUAUCAACUCGUCUUCCCCGCAUUUCUCCUUAUGAAGUUAUGAUGUAUAAAGAUUGGGAGAUUCCUGCUGGUACACCCGUCUCGAUGACCUCCGUCCACAUGCACCAAAACCCCGAUAUCUUCCCCGACCCACUGACUUUCAAUCCCUACCGCUGGCUUACUUCCACUCCCGCUCCCACCAACAAUUCUUCCACCACUCCACCCCUUCACAACCUUACCCCCGACAAAACUCUCGAGAAAUACCUCGUCGCUUUCGGCAAGGGAUCGCGCUCCUGCGCGGGCAUUAAUCUGGCCAGAGCCGAAAUCUUACUCACGCUCGCGACGAUCUUUAGAAGAUAUGAAGCACAGGAGCUGGUGGAGACGGAUAGGAGAGAUGUGGAGGUAAAGAGAGAUUUGUUUUUACCGUUUCCGGAGGUGGGAAGGGGAGGUGUGAGGGUUAGGUAUGGAUAA
This is a messenger RNA of Botrytis byssoidea, 1797 nucleotides long. RefSeq lists its product as uncharacterized. Bases 1 to 1797 code for a protein of 598 amino acids. The transcript is spliced from 8 exons. NCBI's taxonomy places the organism in Eukaryota, Fungi, Ascomycota, Leotiomycetes, Helotiales, Sclerotiniaceae. The record is from RefSeq and is a predicted model, not a curated record. Gene Ontology annotation, molecular function: oxidoreductase activity, acting on paired donors, with incorporation or reduction of molecular oxygen; iron ion binding; heme binding.